Capsicum annuum is the source of this 2351-nucleotide messenger RNA. RefSeq names its product (6-4)DNA photolyase. The record is from RefSeq and is a predicted model, not a curated record. Bases 289 to 1911 code for a protein of 540 amino acids. Gene Ontology annotation, molecular function: FAD binding; DNA binding. Lineage: Eukaryota; Viridiplantae; Streptophyta; Magnoliopsida; Solanales; Solanaceae. Gene Ontology annotation, biological process: entrainment of circadian clock by photoperiod; circadian regulation of gene expression. Gene Ontology annotation, cellular component: cytoplasm; nucleus. The transcript is spliced from 14 exons.
CUCUACAGCCAAUACUUCCUGCUCUGCCUUAACUUACGCUUGCUGCGUACUAACCAUAACUUCCUCAUGAAAAUGAAAAAAUAGCUCUCUGUUUCGCCAAUACAUAGCACCCAGCUCACGUUAGUUAAUGGCCCUCCUUUAUACAAGUACCACUAUAUUAAAACCCAUUUAUGGCGGGAAACCGCUAACCGUUUAUACGUUGAAAUUUGUCUCUGUUUUCAUGCGACUCUAUCUCUCUUCUGCCUGUAGUUGGUUUAGCCAUUAUCUGCCACGUCUGUUUACGAAUCAAUGGCGGCUUGCGGUUCGAACUCUUUGAUGUGGUUUAGGAAGGGUUUGAGACUCCAUGAUAAUCCAGCAUUGGAGUAUGCAGCCAAAGGGUCGAAGUUUCUGUACCCAGUUUUCGUUAUUGAUCCACACUACAUGGAGCCUGACCCGACUGCAUUCUCUACGGGUUCCUCUAAAUCCGGGUUGAACCGGAUCCAGUUCUUGCUUGAAAGCCUUGUUGAUCUUGAUUUGAGCCUCAAGAAGCUUGGUUCACGUUUGUUGGUGCUCAAGGGUGACCCUGGUGACGUGUUGAUUCGCUGCUUGAAGGAGUGGAGCAUUGGGAAACUUUGCUUUGAGUACGACACGGAGCUCUACUAUCAAGCUUUAGAUGAAAAAGUCAAGACCUAUGCUUCUGUAACUGGUGUAGAGAUUUUCUCUCCUGUGAGUCAUACCCUCUACAAUCCUGCCGAUAUAAUGCAAAAAAAUGGGAGAUCCCCACCUCUGAGUUAUCAGUCCUUUCUCAAACUGGCUGGGCAACCAUCUUGGGCAUCAACCCCGCUUUCAACUGCAAUAUCUUCACUUCCCCCUAUUGGAAAUACUGGAAGUUUUGCACUCUCAGGAGUUCCAACUGUCAGAGAACUUGGUUAUGGAGAUUUAGCAGAGGACGAAAGGACUCCUUUUAAAGGAGGCGAAUCAGAAGCACUAAAGAGAUUGAAAGAAUCAAUUGCUAACAAGGAAUGGAUAGCAAACUUUGAGAAACCCAAGGGUGAUCCAUCUGCAUUUCUAAAACCAGCAACAACUGUUUUAUCACCCUACUUAAAGUUUGGUUGUCUCUCUUCCAGGUACUUCUAUCAGUGCAUUCAGGACAUUCAGAAAAGUGUUAAAAAGCAUACCUCUCCACCUGUUUCUCUUCUUGGACAGUUGUUAUGGCGCGACUUUUUCUAUACAGUUGCCUUCGGGACUCCUAAUUUUGAUCAGAUGAAGGGUAACAGAAUAUGCAAACAGAUACCUUGGAAGAAUGAUGAUGAAUUGCUUGCUGCUUGGAGAGAUUCCAGGACAGGGUUUCCUUGGAUUGACGCCAUAAUGACCCAGCUUCGAAAGUGGGGUUGGAUGCACCAUCUUGCUCGACACAGUGUUGCAUGCUUUUUAACUCGUGGGGAUCUGUUUGUGCAUUGGGAGAAAGGACGUGAUGUUUUUGAAAGACUUCUUAUUGACUCUGAUUGGGCAAUCAACAACGGAAACUGGUUGUGGCUAUCAUGCUCUUCAUUUUUCUACCAGUAUAAUCGGAUUUAUUCACCAAUUUCAUUUGGAAAAAAGUAUGAUCCUGCCGGGAACUAUAUCAGGCAUUUUCUCCCUGUUUUAAAAGAUAUGCCUAAGGAGUACAUAUAUGAGCCUUGGACUGCUCCCAUAAGUGUCCAACGUAAAGCAAAAUGCAUCAUUGGCUUAGAUUAUCCCAAACCAGUUGUUUCCCAUGAUUCUGCAAGCAAAGAAUGUCGGAUGAGACUUGGUGAAGCAUAUGCAUUGAACAAAAAGCUGAAUGGCUUGGUUAGUGAGGAAGACUUGAACAACUUAAGAAGAAAAGCGGGCAAUGAAUCUACAAUUCUGGACUCCGUUUCCAGGAAUAAAAAGCAAAAGUUAUUUGACUAAGACUAGUCCAUUGAGAUUUGAAACCAUAGUCUGCAUCUACAAGAUUGGAAGCAAGGCACCAGCAUUUAUAGGAGCUAUGAAAGAGCAUUCCCCUCCAAUGACACAUUCUUUAAAAUGGUGUCACUGGUGUACCUAAGGGUAGAGUGUUCUAAUGUAGGAAUCCUAUCCUAGUAUCAUGUGUGGAUCAGGACUCAGGAUAUUAGAGUUAACAUAGUGAGAGGAGAAUGAGUGUGUGUGUUUGUGUGACAAAAUAGAGUGGCACACUUCUGGUAUGUUUCAAUAUUUAGAGGGAGUGAGAUCAUUAAGAUAUUUUAGUUUAGUUUUCUUUAAUAGUGCCAACCUGAACAGAGAUGUGUAGGAAGAAUGUGUGACGUGUCCCUGUUGUUAUUUGACGAUGUCACUGACCAGUGACCACAAUACAAGAUAGUACAUUUUAGACA